Molecule: messenger RNA, 1316 nt
Organism: Anopheles marshallii
Lineage: Eukaryota; Metazoa; Arthropoda; Insecta; Diptera; Culicidae
Gene: Dsp1
Product: high mobility group protein DSP1
Exons: 7
Biological process (GO): regulation of transcription by RNA polymerase II
Cellular component (GO): nucleus
Molecular function (GO): DNA binding, bending
Source: RefSeq, a predicted model, not a curated record
CGUACCGCGUGUCGUGUGUCGGCUAGCAGCAGAGGAAGAUGUCGGAGCACCAUCGCGGUGCUUGGGGUACGCGUGAGGACGCCGUCUGGUGGCCGGGUGGCAUCUCGUCGACGGAACAGCAGACACUGCAGCACCAUCAGCAUCUCAUCAACCAGCACCAUCAACAGCAGCUCGCCCAGCAGCAGGCGGCCCAAUUGCAGCAUCAGGUCGCGGUACAGCAACAGCAGCAACAGCAGCAGCAGAAUCAACAGCAGCAGCAGAACGACAGCGCCCGGAACAACAGCACAACGUCCACAUCCGCUACCCAGCAGCUGUUCUCGUACAAAAUGGCCAACAGCUUUCAGAAUCCGGUCACCACCAUGUCGGGCGUGACGGUGUCCACCUCGAACGCACCGUACGACUACCGGCUCGGUAUGAGCACGGUGGUGGCGCGGCCCGGUGACCCCCCGACCAUGUCCAGCACAGCACCCACCACCCAGUGGUGGUAUCCGGGUGGCCAGAACGCGCUUGACAACUCCCUGCAACAGCAGCAACAGCAGCAACAACAGCAGCAACAGCAGCAACAACAGCAACAGCAACAGCAGCAACAACAGCAGCAACAGCAAACUCAACAGCAUCAGAAUGCAAUUGUUAGUGCCACAAUUCUUUGACGCUGCGUUAAAGACAAUAAGCCGAGGGGGCGCAUGACGGCGUACGCGUUUUUCGUGCAAACCUGCCGGGAAGAGCAUAAGAAGAAACAUCCAGAGGAGCAGGUCAUAUUUGCCGAAUUUUCCCGCAAAUGUGCCGAACGAUGGAAGACGAUGUUGGACAAGGAGAAGCAGCGUUUCCACGAGAUGGCUGAGAAGGAUAAGGCUCGGUACGAGCUCGAAAUGCAAAGCUAUGUGCCUCCGAAGGGCGCCGUGGUAGGACGGGGCAAAAAGCGGAAGCAGUUUAAGGAUCCCAACGCACCGAAGCGUUCGCUUUCGGCAUUUUUCUGGUUCUGCCACGAUGAGCGGAACAAGGUUAAGGCGCUGAACCCGGAAUACGGCGUGGGUGACAUCGCGAAGGAGCUUGGCCGAAAGUGGUCCGAUAUGGAUGCGGAAAUAAAGCAGAAGUACGAACAAAUGGCCGAAAAGGACAAGCAAAGAUAUGAACAGGAGAUGACCGAGUAUAAACUGAAGUGUAAAGUGCAGCAGGCGGCCGCCGCCCAGCUACAGGCACAAGUCGUCCAGGCGCAGCAGGCCGCGGCCGUUGCGGCAGCAGCCGCCGCCGCCGUGCAACAGCAGCACGACGAUGACGACGACGAGGAGGAUGGUGAUGAGGACGAUAAUGAGUAA